AUGUCUGACUGUGCACUAAACAUUUUCAACGGGAUUAGGAAUUCAUUUCCGGAGUGCAAUAUCUUUUGGUGCGCGCUACAUGUAAUACGCGCACUUAAAAAGAAUCUCUCAAAGAUAAAUGAUGAAGAGAUUAGAUCAGAAGUCGAAAAAUUUAUGAACAUUUUAUGUUAUUAUCGUGAUUGCACAGAAGAAGAUGCUGCAAAAAUGUAUAAAGAGCACAUUAUUGAUAAAAUUCAAGAUCAAUUGGAAUUUAAUCAAUACUUUACACGUCAGUGGGACAUUCAUAAACAACAGUGGAUAGCCGCUGCCAGACCAAAUGAAUUAACCGUUGUGAAUAACGUUUCUGAAUCUUUAUUUAAAAAGAUAAAAUAUCACAAUUUUGGCUGCGUUAAAAAUCAAAGAAUUGAUGUUUUUGUCAAAAAUCUUUUAGAAGAAGUUGCACCCAAUUACUUUUAUCGUAUUAAAAACGAUUUACUUCAAACAGGUUUUAUUCCUUCAAUUAGAAUUCGCGAGCCUCGAUUGACAGAUUAUAAAACAAAAUUGAAAAGAGAAGUUCAAUCACGUUUAUACCAAGUAUUAAAUUUUGUUCAGAAUCAAGAAGCCAAUUUGAAUCCAUUAAGAUUUUUAUUGGAAAAUGCUGAAGAAAAACUUUCUCAAAUAAAUGAGAAGAUACAAAAUUCAAUUACAUAUUUAAGAUCGUUUGAAAUUCCAAAUGAAUUGUUAGAUACGUAUAUGUUAGAAAUUAAUGAAUUUUGUUAUAAUUCUCCAGAUUAUAUUUUAGAACAUUUCGAAGAAUUUUUGGAGGAUUUCAAAGAAAAGAAUAAUUUAAUAGACUAA
Messenger RNA from Trichomonas vaginalis G3, 837 nucleotides. Its product is annotated as zinc ion binding protein family. The record is from RefSeq and is a predicted model, not a curated record. The transcript has a single exon. Lineage: Eukaryota; Parabasalia; Trichomonadida; Trichomonadidae. Bases 1 to 837 code for a protein of 278 amino acids.